AUGGACAAUGAUCAGCUCAUUCAACAAUGGGAACUCGAAGUCAAAGACAUGAGCGACAAAUUUACGUGUCAUCCCAGCCAACAGAGGUGGUCUACUGACGAGAGGUGGGAACGCCUAGAGAUGCUAGGUAGAGGAGGCUAUGGCGAGGUCUGGCUUCAAAAAUGCACCACAGGUCCACGAAUCGGAGAUCUUCGAGCCGUCAAAGAAAUUUCCAAGAACUUUGGGCAAACUUCAGAGUACGAAAACAUCAAGAUUCGUGAUCAGGAGCUCUCAGCCCUAAUCAAGUUCUCACACCAACGAUAUCGCGACCACUUCGUAUCCUCUUUUGGAUGGUUUCAGACGACAAGGUCUUUGUUUAUUACCAUGCAAUAUUUUCCUCAUGGCGAUCUACAGUCUCAUAUUGCCCAACCACUCUCUGAUGGAGAAGCAUCUGCUAUCACUCGGCAAAUCCUCCAAGGCCUCUCAUUUAUGCAUCAAAACAAAUUUGCGCAUCGCGACUUGAAACCUGCGAACAUCCUCGUUCAAGAAAAGGGCCCCAACUGGUGGGUUAAGCUGUCCGAUUUUGGUUGUAGCAAGGAAGCUACAACUCUCCGAACUACUGUUGGCACACCACCAUACUGGGCACCCGAACUAUGCAACAUCUUCACUCAUGCCGACGAAGAAUCCUGUGAUUGCAUAGCAGAUCGGACCUACUCGUUUGAAGUUGAUAUCUGGGCCGUUGGCGUCAUCGCCUUUCGUUCAACCACGGGAGCUCUACCAUUCGGAGACAGUCCAUACUCCAAGCUCUAUCGUUACGUUCGGCAAGGCGCCCCGUUUCCAACCAGUCUGUUAUUGACUGUCAUCUGGGUCAAGAACCAGUGGCCCAUCUGGAAACAGACAAGCCUCGGGGCGCUGGACAACGGCGACACCGCAGUCUCCUAG
Fusarium falciforme is the source of this 921-nucleotide messenger RNA. Its product is annotated as Protein kinase domain-containing protein. Lineage: Eukaryota; Fungi; Ascomycota; Sordariomycetes; Hypocreales; Nectriaceae. Gene Ontology annotation, molecular function: protein serine/threonine kinase activity; ATP binding. Bases 1 to 921 code for a protein of 306 amino acids. The record is from RefSeq and is a predicted model, not a curated record. The transcript is spliced from 4 exons. Gene Ontology annotation, cellular component: cytoplasm. Gene Ontology annotation, biological process: protein phosphorylation.